UCUCCUCGAGUCCCCCCCGGCGGUGGAGAGGGUAACUCCUCUCAGCGGAGGAGAGCGGACCUCUCCUGCACCUGUCCCCUCAGCGGCGCUGCCAAAGCCAGAAACCAGAAGUUGGAAACCGGAACUCGGCUUCACAAUGAGGCUUGGAGCGCAGGUGCAGCCGCUCCAUCCAUCAUCUGUGCUCACCACUCGCCACGCAAGAAUUUCUCCUCGCAUUUGGCGAGCGGCCUUUUCAAGCCCUGGGGU
Molecule: messenger RNA, 246 nt
Organism: Staurois parvus
Lineage: Eukaryota; Metazoa; Chordata; Amphibia; Anura; Ranidae
Source: the annotation of a GenBank genome assembly